This is a messenger RNA of Ipomoea nil (Japanese morning glory), 1737 nucleotides long. RefSeq names its product protein HGV2. The transcript has 6 exons. Gene Ontology annotation, cellular component: nucleoplasm. Gene Ontology annotation, molecular function: histone binding. The record is from RefSeq and is a predicted model, not a curated record. Gene Ontology annotation, biological process: DNA replication-dependent chromatin assembly; CENP-A containing chromatin assembly. The coding region runs from base 108 to 1484 and encodes 458 amino acids. Lineage: Eukaryota; Viridiplantae; Streptophyta; Magnoliopsida; Solanales; Convolvulaceae.
GCAUUUUCUGGACUUCAUUUUUUUGCGCCUGAGGGGUUUUCGUUUUGAAAAAGGGGAGGGAAGUGUAGGGUUUCUGUCUGCUAGGUUUUCGCUGUCGUCUCUCGUCAAUGGCGGACGAGGUUGUGAAUUCAGAAGGCAAAGGCUCCUCGCCGGAAAGGAUUCCGGACUCCAUGGACGCGGGCGUUAUAACGCUCGGGCGCUCCGACUCUGAGAACAACGGAAAUGGUGAGCACUCGUCGGAGCCCUCUGUUGGAUCUCUGGAGCACGCGGAUUUGCUGACGAAACAAGGGGACAAGGCUUCUAAAGACAAAGAUUAUACUGAAGCCACUGAAUGCUAUAGCCGUGCGCUGGAAAUCAGGGCUAUGAAUCACGGGGAGCUUUCUCCUGAAUGUGUGCAAGCAUACUAUAAAUUUGGAUGUGCAUUGUUGUACAAAGCUCAAGAGGAAGCUGAUCCAUUGGGUUCUGUGCCUAGAAAGGAGGAGGAAUCUCAACAAAAUUCCUGUAAAGAUGAACCUGCUAAGAGUGGCAUAAGUGCUGAAUCCUCUGUUGCAAAUCCCACUGAACAAGGUGGAACAUCAAUACAAAAUGGAAAAGAAGAAGAGGAUGAUGAUGAAAAUGAAGAUGAAGAAGAAGAUGAUGAUAAUGCAAAGAAGAUCGAGUCUGAUCUUGGGGACAAUGUAUGUGGAGAUGAGGAAGAGGAUGAAUCAGACCUGGAUCUGGCAUGGAAAAUGCUGGAUGUUGCUAGGGCAAUUGUUGAAAAACAGUCUGGGGACACUAUGGAGAAAGUAGACAUAUUGUCAGCUCUAGCAGAGGUUGCUUUAGAGAGGGAGGAUGUUGAAACUUCACUCAAUGAUUACCUGAAGGCAUUAUCCAUUUUGGAGCGCUUAGUGGAACCUGACAGUCGGCAUAUUGCUGAGCUAAACUUCAGGAUAUGCCUGUGUUUGGAAAUUGGUUCUAGGCCCCAGGAGGCCAUCCCAUACUGUGAAAAAGCUAUUUCAGUUUGCAAGUCAAGGGUGCAACGGCUCACAAUGCCAUCAUCAGAGUCUACUGCUGCAGAGUCAUCCAAAAUGUUACAGUCAACUGAUUCUUCCCAGGAUAAUGAAGCAGAAAUUAAAACACUUACUGGUCUCUGUAGUGAACUAGAAAAGAAGCUUGAAGAACUUAACCAGCUUGUCUCCAACCCAACAUCUAUCCUCCAAGAUAUCCUUGGAAUUGUUGCUGCAAAGGCAAAAGGUGCUGAGAAAAGCUCUGCAUCUGUAGCAAUGAGCUCUUCACAAGUCGCCACUAUUAAUAGUCAUGGAGAUUUUGACUCCCCAACUGCUUCCACCGCCCAUACAACAAAUGGUGCAUCUGGAGUCACACAUCUUGGUGUGGUGGGAAGAGGGGUCAAGCGAGUUAAUCUAAACCCAAUCACAUCAGAGUCUAAGCCGGUGAAAAGACCUUCUCUAGAUCCUCCAAAUAAUGGCGAAGGGAGCACAUCCUGAAGCAUCUUGCAUCCCCAACUUUAAUUCGCACUACCUGUGGCCAAUUCGAUGAAUUAAAGGCAUGCUAUGGUGAUCAGAAAUUUGCUGUUGUGUCUGAGUCAUUUCAUUCUAUGAAUGUACUGCCCUUUUCCUACCUUUACCUCAUAUAGUUGUAUGGCCGAACGGCCCAAAACAGUAUUCUGCACUUAUGUCUACUCUGCAAUAUUUCUACUCCGUUCUCUCGGUUGAACUUUGAUCCAUUGCUGCUUUUGUA